Molecule: messenger RNA, 303 nt
Organism: Prunus armeniaca (apricot)
Lineage: Eukaryota; Viridiplantae; Streptophyta; Magnoliopsida; Rosales; Rosaceae
Source: the annotation of a GenBank genome assembly
AUGAAGAAACUCCUUCUCCCUCCUCUGCCUCUUUACCUCCUUCCCCUGUUUCUGCAAAUUGCCACCCUACUCUCUGCACCUAUCUACACUUCGAUAGAAGACAUCACCAUCAACUGUGGCUCUUCUGGAACCUCACUCAACAUAUAUGACAACCGAUAUUGGGCUGGAGAUAUCAACUCAAAAUUCUCCCCCUUUGAAUUACCCCAAGCUAACACCAACACCUCAUCCCAAGUCAGAGAAGCACUUCCCUCCUCUUCUGUUAGCCAAGUACCUUACACUCCCAGUGGGGCGGAUGGCUGCUAG